AUGGAAUCUUGGCAUGGUUUACGGUUUUCGGCAGUCCAGGGAUUUCGGUCUACCUAUGACAAACUACACGAUGAGGAGCGUCUGGAAUUCGAAUCCGUCUCCGAGUCGAGACAACGGCGUGAAAUCUCUUGGGACUUGGUAAUCAUUGUGGUGCUGCUGUAUACACUAGAGCCUCUGAUUACUCUGCUGUGUCUGAAUGAGCAACUCUUCAGCCCUCGAGUUACCUUGCCAAGUCCUAGUGUCUCAUAUACUGCCAAUGGAACAGUCAAAUCAAAUCGAAUUCCCUUGGUCCUGCAUCAGACUACCGCAACGGAAGAAAUUCCAAAACGUUGGAUACAGCCACAACAAAGUUGCAAGAAGGCAUAUUCAGAAUUCGAAUACAAGCUAUGGACUGACGACUCAGCGCGCAAGUUUUUGUCAGAGCACUACUCUUGGUUUGUCCCAAUCUGGGAUAAUUAUGCAUUCCCUAUCCAGCGGGCCGACUCGAUUCGCUAUUUUGUUUUGUAUCACUUUGGCGGUAUUUACAUAGACAUGGAUACUGUCUGCAACAGUACUCUCCCAGUCCACAAUCUUGGGUCGCCCAAAGUGAAAAACUACGCUCUUUUCAAAUCAACCCGGCCCACAGGAAUCACCAACGAUCUAUUGGUGGCGUCUCCAAGGCACCCCAUCUACGCAUCGGCAAUCUCGAAAUUGCCUGCCUACAAUUUAUUGACUCAGGGCUGGGCUCGACUACAGCCAUAUGGUGCUAUCAUGAUAUCCACCGGACCCUUAUUUUUAACAAUGGUGGUGAAGGAUUAUUUACUUGAGUCCAGUUCCCUUCAAUCGAACACCGCAGGGGUCUUUAACCAAACCGAGCUCGCCCCUUAUACAACUGAUCUUGGGAGCAGUACUUGGCAUCGAGCAGAUGCAAGAAUGCUCUUGUGGAUUGGAGAGCGACCGUGGCUAUGGUUCACUUUGGGAGCUUUUGUCCUCCUAGCUGUCCUUUACAUGGUCGAUCGUCUGUUACUGCUUGUCUGCGCUCGUUUUCGAAAGGGACCCUCAGAUAUCCAAGGAAUCAAGUUGGACAAGGAGGCAUAA
This is a messenger RNA of Penicillium cosmopolitanum, 1077 nucleotides long. RefSeq names its product glycosyltransferase family 32 protein. NCBI's taxonomy places the organism in Eukaryota, Fungi, Ascomycota, Eurotiomycetes, Eurotiales, Aspergillaceae. Gene Ontology annotation, molecular function: mannosyltransferase activity. The record is from RefSeq and is a predicted model, not a curated record. Gene Ontology annotation, biological process: mannosyl-inositol phosphorylceramide biosynthetic process. Bases 1 to 1077 code for a protein of 358 amino acids. The transcript has 3 exons.